UGUUUCUUGACUGUGAAGCUCGAAAAAAAAAAUUUCUAUGUGAGAGUGCAUCUGUUAAUAUGGCAACUCGCUCUGAUGAUAAGGACUCUUAAGAAUCGAGUUCCAUGGCUGGUAAUAUUCAGUCUUAAUCUAAUCCAGUAAGGAGUAAACAAAGUGAUAGCUUCCGUGGUUGAGGCCGUGGUUGUUUUAAUAAUUCUAAUCGACCUUAGUGUCAACUGUGUGUAAAAUUUGGUCAUGUGGUUCAGAAGUGCUAUCACAGGUUUGAUCGUGAGUAUACCGGGGUGGCUGACUCCUCUGUGUCAGUUAAUAAUGGGUCGAAACAGUCUCGCAGUGUCUCGGAUGACAAACAGCAGACUACUACUAGCAUUCACGCAUAUGGGCACUCGAUGAGUCAUGUGUUCCCUCAAUCUCCUGUGUUUUUUUACUAUCCUGUUGCUAACUCGGUUUUUCCCAGUGUGCAGCCGUUUGGAUCAGUGCCCUAUUAUCAAGGUGGUCACAUGUUCUCUUCUCAGGUCCCGUAUCCGGUGUCAAUGGCUCAUAUGUAUACAGUUUCUGGUGAUUUUACUGGAAAGAGAAUGUCCUCCUCACCAACGGCCUUUGUCUCCACAAUACCCUCUGGUAAUGUUUCCACCAACACGGCUAACACGAUCUGGUAUCCGGAUACAGGAGCAACACACCACAUCACCAAUGAUCUAUCUGUGUUUAACUCUGGAACUACUUACACAGGACAUGAAGACUCAUGAGGUUCUGUUGAAAGGGAGGCUCACGCCUGAUGGACUAUAUCAACUACUGCCACACACUACGAGGGAUAAAAGCUGGUAGUUGAACCACAUCUUGAAAGCGUCCAACUCGCUAGAGUUGUGGCAUAAGCGUCUGGGUCACUCCUCGAUAGCUGCUGUUCGAGCUGUAAUGAAGGCGUGUAAAAUUGUCCCUAGUGAAA
Messenger RNA from Hibiscus syriacus, 940 nucleotides. RefSeq lists its product as uncharacterized. The record is from RefSeq and is a predicted model, not a curated record. The transcript is spliced from 2 exons. The coding region runs from base 387 to 743 and encodes 118 amino acids. Lineage: Eukaryota; Viridiplantae; Streptophyta; Magnoliopsida; Malvales; Malvaceae.